AUGUGGAUGCUGGUCCUAUGCGGGAUUUUCCUGGCAGCUGCCCAGGCCUGUGUCUUCUGCCGCCUCCCAGCCCGUGACUUGUUGGGCCGCCUGGAUAGGAUAUGCAGCCAGACAGAGGUCCAGUGGGAGGCAUGUGAGGCUCCCAGAGACUUCUCUAUCUUUGCCUUAGAUGAGGUGUCCAUGAACAAAAUCACAGAGAAGACUCAUCGAGUCCUGAGAGCCAUGGAAAUCAAAGGGUCUUUCUCCUCACUCCCUUUAUAUUGGGAAUGGCUUCACAAUACCAAGAUACCAGAGUACAUCAGGGAAGCUCUCUGUGCUCCUGCUUGCCGGGGCAGCACCACCCUAUACAACUGCUCAACCUGUGAAAGCAUGGACGUGCACUGUUGGACCCAAAAGCGUUGCUUCCCAGGAAGUCACAAUCUUUGGGAAGCCCGGAUUCUGCUCUUCUCUGUUUUUGUUGUUAUCCUGCUUCUGAGUAUUCUGAGCCUCGUAGUGGAGUGA
Molecule: messenger RNA, 501 nt
Organism: Chrysochloris asiatica (Cape golden mole)
Lineage: Eukaryota; Metazoa; Chordata; Mammalia; Afrosoricida; Chrysochloridae
Gene: TMEM95
Product: transmembrane protein 95
Exons: 6
Coding region: 1-501 (166 amino acids)
Biological process (GO): fusion of sperm to egg plasma membrane involved in single fertilization
Cellular component (GO): acrosomal membrane; sperm plasma membrane
Source: RefSeq, a predicted model, not a curated record